UCUUUUAUACCGUUGAGAUAUUAAUAGUACUGCGACGGUAAUAUUCUAAACCUAGUGAAAUGUGAUUUUAUUCGCAAGUUUUAACGAAGAAGAACGCGUGCAACUAAUAUACGUAAUACACGAACAAAUCUGAUAACAUUUCUUUUACGAAAUGGACGAAAUAGAGUAUAAGUUGGGAUCGAAAAAUCCUGUUUUAAUAUCGCACGCAAUAUCCAAACUUUUCGACACUAUUAAGAAAAAGAAGUGUGACCAACAAACGAAUCAUAUUUCAAAGAUAGCCGAAUUUAAGUUAUUAUUAACGAAGCGGGACAGUACGGAUGUCACACUUAGUAUAACGGCCUGUCAAGCCCUAAGUGCUCUAGUCGAGAAUGGAUUAUGGGACAUUAACGAAGCGUUGUCUACUUUCACGUCGAGUCUUUCCUCUAUUAAGAAUUACACAGUUGCUGCUACAACUAUAAAUCGCUUGUUAAUAUUGGAUUUAAAAUGUGACACAGGAAGUAAAACUAUAUAUCCAUUUACGCUGCAUGUACCACAGCACCCAUUUAUCGUUAUUUUAACUAAGGACAAAUUUAGCUGGCAAACUGUAUUGAAUGAAAUGUCAUUUGUUGUCAAUCAUCAGGAUCCCCAAAUUCAAGAAAACGGUAUAGAAAUGUUACGUCCCGUAUUUUUAUAUAUUCUGUGUAAUCCUUCUUUGGAUUCAACCGAUUACUGUAUGCAAAAAGUUUGGCAACUGUUGAUUAAAUCCAAACAUGGUAUACAUGUGCAAACAGAAAGUUUAUUUUGGCUAUGUACAACUGGAAGCCAGAAUUGCACGAAUGCAAACUAUCAAAUUUUAGAACUUGCAGGAAAAGCUUUGCUGGAAAGAAACAGAGAAUACUGUACAGCAUUGUUGCCGAUGAUUGCAUCCUUAACUGUACAAUUACUAAAACAAGGCUCUGAUCCAAGACCAAAUUUUGAUACUAUAUUUGUUACCAUAGAUCAUUGUGAUAGUUGUAUAGGAAACCUUAUGUUAAUAUUAAUGGCAGAAGUAGUUGUUUUAUGUCCAGCUAUUUAUUUGUACAGUGCUUUGCAAAUAUGUACGAUGAUAACGAAGAAAAUGUCUUGUAACGAUAUAUUUUUCAACAGUUUAAUAGCAUCUAUCUUAAAGUGGAUGGCAUAUCCAUCCAUAUUAUGUUCCGACGCGUUAGACAUGGCGAAAGAUUUAUUGAAUAGUAAAAUAUUUGACAAAGGAAAAUCGACGGGUAACGACGAGACGACAUCGACGACAUCUUCAAAUCGACUUUUUACACUCUUCACUCAUUCCGAUUCGUAUAUUGAAUUUCACAAUGAACUUGUGCAGUGCUUCGACAUCUGGAAACCGAACGAUAUAUUAUCCUGGCUGAAGAACAUGUCCCUGUUACCUAUUCACUUGAAGGACAAAUGUAAACUGCUGAUUUCUGGCCUCUUUUUACAAACAACCGAGCCUCGAGUAACCGAACUGUGCAGCAACAUACUCGUUGAUGUGAGUAAAGAAAGUAAAAGUUUUGCCUCGCACGUAUUGCCGUUGGUAUUGCAUAAAUUAACGAAAUCUCGAAGCAACGCAGAAUCGAAAUGUUUACUGCUCGUUAUACCAGAGCUUGUCAACACGAAAGAAAAUGUUCCGAUCAUUAACCUUAUCUUGGAUACGCUGUUAAACGGUGAUAAGCAAUUGAAAUAUUUUACGAUCGAAUUGUAUUUGAAAGCGUUCAAUAGAGAACCAAGAUGUUACAGAUUUCUUUCCGCGGCAAUAAUUCGACUAAUGAAAAGCGAUUUCUCCUGGUAUUCAGACGCAACUUGUGCAAGAGCUAUGAAAUAUAUAUGUGAAAAUUAUCCUGAACACGGAGAAAAGCUUGUGCCGUUGUUAUCGCAGACGUUAAAUCGUUCGACGGAUACGAAUGGUGGGGUCGCAAGCAGUCUCGCGCUCCGAUGCAUCUCUGCCCUUUGCAAAGCAUCCGUGAUAGACGUUUGUUCGACAUGGAGAGUGCUAGCUCCAAAAAUGGAAAAGGAGAAGCGUGCUGUUGUUUUAGAAAGUCUUUGCGAAUUAUUUGCAGAUAUUGCAUCCUGUCCACCCUCUCAAUGUAUGGAAGAGUAUGAUCAAUUGAUCGAUAACGUAAUAUCGAACCUGUGGAAGUACGCCGCAACGUGUAACGAUGUAAAAGUUGUCGAGGCUGCGCUUAAAGCUCUAGCUUCCUAUCGUCUAGAACAGAUUUCUUUGAAAACAUUGCCACCCGAAUUUAGACGGAACCUCGCAUUGCCUGCAGCGUACGCGAAAACUCCGAUCGAUGCAGCUAGACUGCCAGAGGAUGUACUUCCAUACGUACCUGGUAUUUGUUGGAUUCAAAUGCUUGAAAAUAUAAAUAAAGCGGCGUUAUCAGCAGCCGGCAAUCUUUUAAUUUCUUUCAUCACCGAAGAAGUGAAUAGCUUCCGAUCUGGCGUUUAUGUCUGGCCCCAGAGGGAACCGCAAAACUUUAAAUAUUUACCAGAGAAAAGCGUAAUCAGAGCUGUCGGUGAAUAUUUGAGGCGAGCGAACAAAUCUGAUCCGAACAAUCACCGUAUUAUUACCGAAUGUUUGCGAAUAUUUGCCCAUAGAUAUCCAAAACCGUUACCCAAUGUAAAUUGGGAUUUUCUUAAGAAUACACUUGAGGAGAUAUCGGCCGAGGCGAAAAAAUAUACUCUUGCUAUCGCGUGUCAUCACGCGACAAUAUCUCUAUCUGCCAAGUCUUUCAUAGAGAAUUAUCUAUCGAUGUAUAAAUCUAUCGAUAAUUCCGAAUUUAUAUGGAAAACCAAUGAACACCCUGUACUCUAUACGAAUCUCCAAGACCUGUGUCAAGCUUUACAACCAAAUAACAUUAAACCGUUCUUGGAAACUACGUUAGAAUAUGUAAUCGAAAAAGUAAAUUUCGACGAUAAGGAUUCGACAAAAUCUAUGUUCCACUGUAUCAUGUCGUCGUAUGGUCAAGCAUUGAAAAAACAAGAAACGUGCGAUGCUAACACUACCUUACUUUCCACCAUUUUGGAAGAUCUUUUCAAUAAAAUAGAUUUAACGUGCGAUCGCUUUCAACCCUAUUUUACUGCAGCUUUGGAAUUAUCAACGAACCAUUUAGAAAGAAUGACAUCCCCUAAACUAUGGUGGGUAAUAACGACUACCAAAUUAAAGAAUGCUAUUGCGAUCAGAGCUGAAUUGGCAUUGAACAAGCCCAGUUCUGUUUCCUCGUUAAUGUGGUUGAACGAGACCAUCGAUGAAGUAGCAGCCUCUACAUCCAGCGUGCAAACGUAUUUCCUCGAAACCGUACAAAGAGUGCAGACUAAAAUGCAAUUCGAAGAAUGCAGUUCAAAUUCUAUUCUAGACCUUAUCGCACAGGUUUAUGGACUUUUGUUGGAAUCGUCACAAGAUUCUAAUAAGAAAGUACAAUUUUAUUGUGAUGUUUUAUUUGUCUCUGUCGUUAGUUUAUCCGGCAUAGAUUCUCUGUUAAUGAAACGAGAUUUAUUAAUUAAAUCGCAGAGUGUCCGAUUAAAAUUAUUUCCUCAAGCUCUAACGCUUCUUUCUGAUAGACAGGAUUGGAAACACGCAAUUCCACAGCUGAUGGAAUGUUUAAAUUGCAUAAGAACAAGUACUGUUCCUAGUACAUAUAAAUCCACGUUUCAUCGAUCUUUAAUACAUUUGAGACAUAAUCCACACUAUAAAUCUGUGUGGACUAAAUAUUUAUCGAUCAAGACUGAUAUCGACAUUUGAUCGUAAAAUCUGUAUAUAUUAGAUAGAAACAACUUCGCAAAAAUUCCACAUGACACAGGGAGUGACAAUAACUAUGAACGCGCA
This is a messenger RNA of Habropoda laboriosa, 3835 nucleotides long. RefSeq lists its product as uncharacterized. Gene Ontology annotation, biological process: regulation of post-transcriptional gene silencing. The coding region runs from base 152 to 3751 and encodes 1199 amino acids. The transcript is spliced from 9 exons. NCBI's taxonomy places the organism in Eukaryota, Metazoa, Arthropoda, Insecta, Hymenoptera, Apidae. The record is from RefSeq and is a predicted model, not a curated record.